Messenger RNA from Fusarium poae, 1773 nucleotides. RefSeq lists its product as uncharacterized. Gene Ontology annotation, molecular function: DNA-binding transcription factor activity, RNA polymerase II-specific; zinc ion binding; transcription cis-regulatory region binding. The coding region runs from base 1 to 1773 and encodes 590 amino acids. Gene Ontology annotation, cellular component: nucleus. The record is from RefSeq and is a predicted model, not a curated record. Lineage: Eukaryota; Fungi; Ascomycota; Sordariomycetes; Hypocreales; Nectriaceae. Gene Ontology annotation, biological process: positive regulation of transcription by RNA polymerase II. The transcript is spliced from 5 exons.
AUGUCUGGGGCGGGAGUGAAUCCGACGACAUCCCCUGAAGAGAUGCUCGACCCGCGAAUGCAUGGUACACCGAUGCACAUGAUGCCCGCCACAAUACCCGGGCCGUACCAGCAGCUUGGGUACUUUACUGGAUUUCCUGAUCCGAUGAUGUUUAACCCAGGCAAAUCACAGAAGUCCCGUCGAAAAUCGGCAGCCGGCACACCCGCGGCAGUUGAUCAAGUCAAGCAUCGGCGGACUCGUUCUGGCUGCUUCAUGUGUCGAAGCCGAAGAGUCAAGUGUGAUGAAAGCAGGCCAAUUUGCGAACGUUGCAAAAAGGGAAACCGAGAAUGUGUUUACCCCGAUCCUCCGUCUUCAAAAAGUUCAGCAGGACCGAGUGGGAAAACCAAAGACAUGACUGCAUCUGCUCAACAAACCAGCCCUUCUUCAUCAAAGUCAGAAGAUGAUGAGGAUGCCGAACAAGACAUAAAGCUCGAGACGAUUGUGGACGAAGAUGAGGAGACAGAAGGCCAGACAAGGUCUCCAGAGUUUUCUAUACAAUCGAAGAGCGCUUCCCCUUCUACCGCAACAGCUACUCCAAGUAGUCUGGCAACUGCGUAUCCCUCUUCAGACUUCCCUACCAACCUCGGAGAAACUGACUGGUCAUAUCUUCCACCAAAGUAUCAGCAAGGCCUCUCUUUCUUCGUGGAAAACCUCAAUCACUUUAAUUAUUGUAUACCGCUUGACUCGGACGACUUUUUCACAAAAAUAUUACCCAACAUGGCUACCCGUCAUGAACCGUUGCUGAACGCAGUGGUGGGCUUCUCAGCAUAUCACUCCACGCUUCAAAAUCCGCAGGGGAAGCUCCAAGAUUUUUUACAAUACUAUAACAAAAGUGUGACUCAGUUGCUGGGCCUACUACAACGAAAGGAGAAGCCCAACAUUGCCACUCUCUUGACGAUCCUGCAGCUAGCUACUAUUGAAGAGUAUUUUGGCGACUGGGUCAAUCUUAUGGGACAUCAGAAAGCUGCUUUUGGAAUAUUAACCAGCAUUUUCACACCACAGACUAUCAUGCGAACUCCUGUAGGACGUAUGUGCCUCAGCUGGUACGCUCGGUUCGACAAUUUUGUUGCCUUGAUGGGGGGCUUCCCUACCGACCUACCACGAGAAUGGUUUCAGGCUAUGCUGGAUUUCUAUAAGGAAGGAGUCAUUGCGAACCCAGACGAGAUACACUGGAGAAUUGACGAAUGGUCCGCUCAGCUCCGUCUUAUCUCCUACGACAUGUCGAUCCUAUUCGCGCGAGGCAGCAGAGGCCAGAUAUCUUCCGAAGACUUUGUCAAAGAACACGACCUGAUCAGCCAACGACUAACAGACUGGAAAGAGAAGAGAGACCCUGCUCUCCAGGACCCGAAAUACCUUGUUCGAGAUUUCCCCUCGCCCGAAACACUCGACCCGGAGGAUUUUGUGAACCCUUACACAGUCGGAAUACUUUAUGAACGUCCACUAUAUAUUCACCCUUUACCUUUGCGUACCAAAAUGGCCGAGCUGUUCCGAGAACCUUCUUGCGUGCAAUGGUGGCUCCCCAACGGCGAGGGAUUUAGCCCAGUAUUAGGAGAAAUUCGAAAUUUUGCGGACGAACGUAACGCUGCAGCUGUCACAGCGCAGCAGGAGAGUCUUCGUGAGGUGCGGCAUAUCUUUGCAAAGAUGACGUUGAUGGACGAUGCCAAUGCGCCGUCGAGUUCUGGCCCAGAACCUAGUUCCCAAGCAGGGGCAGGCCCAGCCACAAGAAGCCGAUGA